UAACUUUAAUAGGAGGUAAAUAUGGCAUCUUUUUUUGGUUGGUUGUUCGGUAUUGAUCAAGCACAGCAGGGAAUAACACAAAACGCAAGUAAAAUUGAAAGUCUAUCAAGAAAUGUAGCAACAGGUUUUGCAAAACAGACAAAUGAACUAGCAGGUCAGUUUACAGGUCUGUCAAAAGAUGUGGUAACACAAGUUGCAAGUAUAUCAGACACAACAGCAAAAGUAGCAGAACAAACAGCAGGUCUUGCAGGCAAGACAAAUGAACUAGCAGAGAAAUUCGCAGGUGUGACAGGAGAAGUUGCAAAACUAUCAGAACAGACUGCAGAAAAAUUCGCAGGUGUGACAGGAGAAGUUGCAAAAUUAUCAGAACAGUCAGCAGAAACUGCUGAACAACUUGCAAAUGUAACAGACGCGCUAGUGAGUGCAGAGCAAACAAAGAUGGCAUGUGUUAUAGUUGCUGGUGUUAUGGCGGCAAUUUUAGUUGCUUUUGUUAUAUGUUUAGUACAUCAAGGAAUAAAGGCUGAAAAGGAAAAAAAGAGUUCGCAUGUAAGUACAGACACUGUAGAAAGUGCAUCUGUUAAUCAGCCAAAGAUAUUAGAAGAAGAUCUUAUUAGUUUGUCAGACACAGAGUCUGAUAUAGGUAAUGUGACAGAUCCUCAUCUAAGUUUGCACACUCCUUCUAUUUUAGUGGCAGCUUAAUUAAUCACUUAAAAAAAAAGACAGCACCACCAGCUUUUUAAUGUCAUUCCAGUUAAUUGGAGUGACAUUAAGAUAUCCCACCAGGCAAACAUAAAAUUUUCUAUAAAUUAAUAAAAAACUCAAUUUUUCC
Cinara cedri is the source of this 829-nucleotide messenger RNA. NCBI's taxonomy places the organism in Eukaryota, Metazoa, Arthropoda, Insecta, Hemiptera, Aphididae. The record is from the annotation of a GenBank genome assembly.